GGGCUUUUGCCAUUUUUUUCCCUUCUCUCUCUCCAUCCACCUCUCUCUCAUUCUCUCUCUCUCUCUUUUUUCUCUGCUCUCCUUUCUCAAAAAAGCCAUGACGGCGAUCCCGCGAUCCAUCUUCGCCUCUGCGCAAUCUUUAUAUUAUUUCUAAUUUAUUUUGUUGUUUUGUUUUGGUUUUGUUUUUUUCUUUACCCUGCCCGCUUGUGGAUGUCAAAGGCUUUGGAUGAAGAUCAUUUUUGCCCCACCGGAGUCUCCACUCUCACCCCGGCUCUCCCCCGAUGUGAUCCGCGCUGAACGCAGCCGCCGACAGCCACCAUGUCUCGCCGCAAGCAAGGCAAACCCCAGCACUUAAGCAAACGGGAUUUUUCGCCAGCUGAGCCGCUCUCCACGGCCGUCGUCUCCUCGGAAGAGCUGUCGGAGCGCUGCUCGGAGCUUUCAGAGGAGAGCGGCAGCCUCAACGGGCACCACCCCGGCUCCGCCGCGGGCCGGCUGGCCCGGCUGGGUCACGACGCCCACCCCACCCCGGAGCAGGACCUGCUGACCUGCGGCCAGUGCCAGGCCACCUUCCCCCUGGCGGAUAUCCUGCUCUUCAUCGAGCACAAGAGGAAGCGAUGCCACGGGCCGCCCUGCCUCGCCGUGGGCAGGGGGCUGGACAAGCCCCCCUCGCCCUCCCCGGGCCUGGCCCUAACCCCCUCGCCAGCUCUGAGCUGUCUGCGCAGCAGGAGGCCCGUGGAAGUGGGCGUCCAAGCCACUCUGGCGGACGAAGACGAUGAGCGGUUCUCGUCGCCUCGGGGGAUUUUCCCCAAACAGGAGCCCCUCCCAGGUAAGGAGGAACCAACUACCUAUACCUGCACUACGUGUAAGCAGUCCUACGGCAGCGCCUGGUUCUUGCUACAGCAUGCUCAGAACUCCCACGGCUUCCGGAUUUACCUUGAAAGUGACCAUGGUAGUCCUCUCACCCCCCGGAUGGGUGGACCCUCCUCUCUCGGUGGUGGCGCUGACUGUCCCUCUCAACCUCCUCUUCAUGGCCUUCAUUUGCCUCCCGAUGCAAGCCCUUUCAAUCUUCUCCGUAUCCCUGGCUCAGGCUCAGGUGGAAGGGACAGUAUUGGACCAGUAGGUGGUGUUGGCACUGUUGGGGCUGGUGGCGGGGGCCAUCAUCAGCGCUUUCCGCCAACACCACCUCUAUUCAGCCCCCCUCCAAGGAAUCACCUGGAUCCUCACCACCUGAGCCCAGAGGAGCUGGCGCUGGCAGCCCACCAUCCGAGUGCCUUUGAUAGGGUGCUGCGCCUCAAUCCUCCUUUGCCUCUAGACCCCCCUCCAACAAUGGACUUCUCAAGGAGACUACGGGAACUGGCAGGCAACACCUCAGGGUCCACACCACCACUAUCCCCCAGCCGGCCCAGCCCCAUGCAGCGCUUACUCCAGCCAUUCCAGACAGGAGGAAAUGGAAGCACAGGAGGUGUAGGAGGCAGCAAACCACCAUAUCUUGCUACUCCUCCACCUCUUUCUGGCUCCAUGGAAUCACCUGUGGGUUCUCAGACCACUCCUUCAACUCCUCUCCCCUCAGCUGGGGCAACAUCCUCUUCCAACACGCAGAUGAAAACAAAGUGUUGUGAGUUUUGUGGCAAGGCCUUUAAGUUCCAGAGUAAUUUAAUUGUCCACAGGCGCAGUCACACAGGAGAGAAGCCGUACAAAUGUCAUUUAUGUGACCAUGCAUGCACACAGGCCAGCAAGCUAAAACGCCACAUGAAGACACACAUGCACAAGUCCUCCUCCCCUAACACCGGCAAGUCAGAGGAUGGUCUAUCGACAACCUCGUCUCCAGAGCCUGGUACCAGUGACCACAUGGGCAGUGCAAGCAAUGCCCUCAAGUCAGUGGUGGCCAAGCUAAAGAGUGAAAAUGACCGCAUGAUACGUGAAAAUGGUGAGGAGGAGGAAGAAGAGGAGGAGGAGGAAGAAGAAGAGGAUGAAGAGGAGGAAGAAGAUGAGGAGGAGGAAGAGGAAGGAGAGGAAGAGGAAGUGCAGAAUGGAGAGAGGAUUGGCAGGAGAGCCAACAACAGCUAUCACUUUGGACUGAAUCUGGAGACGGCACGGCAGCAUGAAAGCAAUGCUGGUGUUGGGAGUCGACUGGGAGGAGUGGCUGAAGAGGGGUCCAUCCCUCGGUCUCUGCCCGAGGUCAUGCAAGGCAUGGGACUGGCUGCUAGCAUGCAACACUUCAGUGAAGCCCUCAAUGCGCACAAACGGAACGCCAUGGCCCAGGAGAACCACUUACACCACCAUUUCAGUCGAGAUCAUCACCACAACCGGAACGAGUGUGACGGAGAUUCUGUGCUAGAAACGGAUCGAGGAGAAGAAGGUUCUGUGUCAACAGUGAACGGGCGAGGAGCAUCUCCUAAUGAAUCGGCCUCUGUUGGCCUGUCCAAGAAACUGCUUCUGGGAAGCCCUAGUCCACUCAGUCCUUUCACAAAACGCAUUAAGCUGGAAAAAGAAUUUGACCUGCCCACGCCCACAAUCCCCAACACAGAGAACGUGUACUCUCAGUGGCUGGCUGGUUAUGCUGCCUCCCGACAACUCAAGGACCCAUUUCUGAACUUCGGGGAUUCAAGACAAUCGCCCUUUGCAUCAUCAUCAGAGCACUCAUCAGAGAAUGGCAGUCUGCGGUUCUCGACCCCUCCCGGGGAACUGGACGGUGGGAUGUCAGGCCGCAGUGGGACAGGCAGUGGGGGCAGCACUCCGCAUCUUGGGGGUCCUGGGCGGCCCAGUUCCAAGGAUGGACGCAGGAGUGACACUUGUGAAUUUUGUGGUAAGGUGUUCAAGAACUGCAGUAAUCUGACAGUGCACCGGCGCAGCCACACAGGAGAGAGACCGUACAAGUGUGAGCUGUGUAAUUAUGCGUGCGCCCAGAGCUCCAAACUUACCCGCCACAUGAAGACCCACGGCCAGGUGGGCAAGGACGUGUACAAGUGUGAAAUAUGUCAGAUGCCCUUCAGUGUCUACAGCACUUUGGAGAAACACAUGAAAAAAUGGCACAGUGACCGUCCUUUGAGUACCGAAAUAAAAUCAGAAUAGAAGGCCGAACAAUGGGACCUUUUCCCCGCAGCUAUAAUCGCCAUCAGUCCCCUGUUUAUUCCAAGCCCCUUGUAGAUUUGCCCCUACCCCAACACUCCACUUUCACCAGCCCGGUGAAAGCAGAAGACCAUGUGCUCUGCACCAGCACACCCUGUUUUCAUUAACCAUUGAAUGCAUGAUUAGUAUCGGGGCAAUACUCUCGCAUUGACGCAAAACUUCGAGCCUUUCUCUUGUGCAAUAAUUUACAUGUGUACUAUUUUUCUUUUGAGUUUUCAUUUUCCAUUUUUAAGAAUUAGUCGGCAUGCUUAGUAUGUUUUUGCUUAUCAAAAAACAAAAAGAAAAAAAAAACUUGUCCCUGCUGGUUAGUUGUUGAGUAAAUGUGUUGCUGUUUUUCUCUUGUUCAUGUUUUUAUUUUUUAUUUUUUUAAUUCUCCAAAAAGAGAAAAGACAAGAAAAAUACAUCCAUGCUGCAUACAUUCUGUAACACAUAUCAUGUACAGUUUUGCUUUGUGACAUGGAAAGUGAACAGUCUUACUUGACCCACUUCUUGCAACCCUGAAAAUGCACUAAACUUGAUCUUUUCAAAAGAUUCCAUGUUUCCACAGGGUUUUAAAAAAUAAAUAAAAAUAAAGGAAUAAAGAAAUUGUGCAUUGGCUUGACAACUAAACAGAAAGUGAGGCCAGGCUUCAAAUUUUCUAUCUAAAUAAGAAAAUGUGCCAACAGCCUAAUUUGUACUAUCAUUCGGUGGAAUAAGAAAGAGUGCCUUUGAUAUCUCAAGACUGCAUUGGCCAUAAUCUUAUCUGGUAUAAGUUUGGGCUCGCACUAGAUGAAGCUAAAAAGGUUAAAGCCACCAAGUUAAGGUCUUUGCAACUGUGACAACUCAUGAUGAAAGAUCAGAAUCAUCAUUUAGCUACCUAUUAUUUGUGGAAUAGGUUUUCUUCAAUGUGUGGAUUUCAUUGCAAGCAUGGUACAAGCAGUAUUGUGUAUAUCUAAGUUAUUUGUAGUUUUGUUUCUUGUACGGAGGUACUUUUGGAGAUAAAAGGUCAUUUUGUAAUGUACAAUCCUGAACUUGAGGGAUACGGCGCAUGGCUGACACAUGUCGUGUAUCUGCGUUAGCACAAACCUAUAACGCUGCUUCAAUAUGUCCGUGUGUGGAACAAUGCAUAAAGUCAUUUAUGAGCUCCAAGCUAAGCUAACUUUAUUUGAGAGCAUUGAAAUACUUACAAGCUAGAUCAACGGAAAGCUACAGAAAACUGGAAAUAUUACGGGAAUCAGAGGCAAUGUGUUUUUAGUUUCUAAUAUCAAAACAGGGUCAUCAACUCCGACUUGCAGGAAAGAACGAGAGACAGUUGCAAAAAUUAUAUACCAGGACUCUGGAGCUCCUUAAACAUGUUAAUCAGUCUACAUAGGCUAAUGCAGGGCACCCUUUUUUUGCUUUUAAUUAGAAAAUUAUUUUGCGUUUUGCUAAUUUCAUUCAUGCUGUUCAUGGUACAUGUAGAGGUCGUAAACGCAAACAUUUCUCUCGUCUCACGCUAGUGAAAAAAGGGGUGGAGUCGAAAAACUAGAUUGUCAUUUAUGAAGUGCACUGUUUCAGUUUUCCCAGUUUACAAAUAUACGCUGAAGGGGAAAAUCGAAUUCUAAUGCUGUCAAAAUGACCAGGGUCAAGUUGUUGCAAGAAUCGUUUGCUGGCAAUUCUGCAUUUACUGACCCUUGACCUCUGUAGCCUUGCCAUAUCAACUUUACCUAUCAGUUUGUUUCCCUGCAAACCCAAGCACUUAGCCUCACCUGCAAGGUCUGUAAAUUAAAAAGUUUUCUGCGAGUUUUUGUUCUGACUUUCAGUCACAGCAACCAUAUAGUGCUACGGUCACAAAUACAACUGCCACCGCAUGAUGUGGAGGCAUCGGUAGAAUCUUCAAGAUUUCAUGCUAUAGCACGAUUUUUUUUAAUUUGUUAUUGUUGGCGUGGAAAUAAAUGUUGACGGCAGCUGUUAGGGGUGCAGAAUGGCCCUCUUUAUAUACCAUUAGGUGGCCGGUGGCACUUGGUGUGGACAGACACUGUCUGAAGACAUUUACACAUCGUCCAGUCAAAGCUACUACCAGCUGGCAUUUCAGGCUGCCACUACCCUGUGGCCACCCAGCUGUGGCGUGAUUUGGUCAUGGAGUCAUCCCUGCCUUUCAUCUGACCCUGAAAUUUGCCCGGGGCGCCACUGACCAAUGUUAACUUGGAGGAAAAUUGCCACUGUAAAACUCUAACUUUUUCCUAAAACCUCCGCAGCCAGUUUAUAAAAAUGCCACUUGCCGAAUUUGCAGAAAAACUUGUCUUUAUGUCGCCAAGCGGUGGCAUUUUAGGAUAUGUGACCGUAGUCCAAUAAAAAGACGGAUAAUUUACAGACCUUGCUGCCUGUGUACCAGAAUUUCUCUCACCAACUUCAACCGACGUCUUUUUUUGGUAUAAAACUGAAGGUCUUCAUUGGUAAAACCACUUUUACAAAAAAGAAAAAACAAAAAAACACUAUAUCAAUUUUGUUGUCAUUUCUCUUUUCAUCAGAAUUAUGGUCAUUGUAGAGACUCCAAUCACAGUGUGUGUGAAAUGACACAAGAAAAAGGUUAAAAAAAGAGAAAAAAAAAUUGUUAUUAUUUAUUUUUUUAAGUUUAUUUUUAAUUUUGCCUUGGCUCUUCACAGCUCUUCAGGUUGAGAUACAAUUUGCAUCGGGGAAAGGACUAAGAUUAUAUAUGAAUAUAUAAUAAAGAACUUAAAAUAUAGGAAAAUGCACAGUCAUGUCAAUUCCUAUGCUUAAACACAUUUAUGGUCUACUUUUUCUGUAUUUCUAGAAUUGUAUUUGAAUUCAAUGUUCACUUAGAGUAGGCACUAUAGUAUUUAUAUUGAGGCUCGUAUUUUUAACUGUUGCUUGUUCUCUCUGAAAGGUAUUUACCAUACCUUCUUUUUUGGUAGUGGAAAAAAAUCCUAAGCUGCCACGGUAUAUUUUUUUAAUUUGGCAGGAUAAUAUAGUGCGAAUUAUUUGUAUGUUUAAAGAAAUAAAAAGGAGGCGCAAAAAUCCCAUAAAAAAGCAGCUAAAGUGCGUGGCGCUGCGAGGGGUGGCAGGCCAUCAGAUGGCCGCAGCUCUGCCUCCUGUCCACAGAGGCGCUUGUACAUAUCUUCUUUGCGUUUUUUUUUUUUUUUUUUUGGUUGGCACUUCUCUCCCCUCCCCUGCUGCCAUUCUCGUAUGCAGUAAUGAAAGCUGACGUCGGCCGGUUCUGUUUCGUGCUUCUGUCUCUCCCACCUGACAACAUUCCAACAUCCAGAAGAGAGGAAAAACUAAAGGAAAAAAAAUCAUAUGCAGUACAUGGAUUACAAAAAAAAGUUAAAAGAAAUACAUUUAAAAAGAAAUGAAAUGUUUUGCAGUUUUUUUUUCAUUGCCAAAUACUAAAUGGUGCUUUAUAUUUAGAUUGGGUGAAUAUACUUUGAUAUGCAAAGCAUAUUUAAGAAUGACCAGGGAGACGUGGAGAAGCCUGCUUGAGUUGAGACUUUUUUGUAAAUGGCAAUGUGGAAUAUUUUAUCAGCUUUUUCUAUUCCUGUUCUGAGAGCUGUUUGUUGUAACUUGAACUUGAACUUUAUCUUUUACAAUGGGAGUAACUAUUUAUUAUUAUCUAAAUGCUCUGUUCAAAACAGAGACAUGGAAUGGAGUCUUAUUUUGGUUUAUUUUACUUUUUUUGUUUAUUGUUUUAUAAUUUUCUUUUGUAACUGUGGCCGAUGGUCAUUGGACAAAGCCGAGCUCUUUGAUUUUCUGUUGUACUUGUUUGGGAUUUCUGUUCAGUUGUAUUGGGAAAACCACUGUCUGUGUUUUUCUGGCAGAUGUCUGCAUAAUCCUGUUCACACACCCAUUUUGUCCCUUUAUUGAAAAACAGUUAAUAAAAAAAAAUGAAAGUUUAA
Messenger RNA from Oryzias melastigma (Indian medaka), 7001 nucleotides. RefSeq names its product BAF chromatin remodeling complex subunit BCL11A a (gene bcl11aa). Gene Ontology annotation, molecular function: DNA-binding transcription factor activity; RNA polymerase II cis-regulatory region sequence-specific DNA binding. Gene Ontology annotation, cellular component: nucleus. The record is from RefSeq and is a predicted model, not a curated record. Gene Ontology annotation, biological process: regulation of transcription by RNA polymerase II; negative regulation of dendrite development. NCBI's taxonomy places the organism in Eukaryota, Metazoa, Chordata, Actinopteri, Beloniformes, Adrianichthyidae.